CAUUACAACCACAUUUCAAGAUUUAUAAAACUGUUAAGUUUUCAAAUUCACCAUUUCACACUGCGAUUUUGUCUCAACUGUUACUUAAAAUUUUUUGCUGUUCGAACCAAGUUCAACUUGGAUAAGUAAGUCGUUUUCAUCAUCUUUCUCAAUCUCUAACUUUUCAAUUUAUUGUUUAAAUUAUGAUGCAGAUCAACAGUGCAGAUGAAAUUGAGUUGAUUAAUCGCUCAUCAAGUUAUACAGUUUCUAAAUCUUUGUUUUGUGCAAAAAUUCCAUUUUUUAAUGAAUUGUGGUCGUCUCAAGUUGAAAGGCAAAUUCAGUUCGAUCUAAGCGAGCCUUGUUUCGAAACAUUAAUUAAUUGGGUGUAUUCUGAUUGGAUUGUAAUCCAUGGAAGCAACUUUUUAUCGAUGUUCAUAGUUUCUGAUCAUUUGGGCAUUAAGCCUAUUACAAGUUACUGUAGUUCAUUUAUCAAAGCUAAUUAUUCAGCCAAACAAAUCGCUGCUUUUAUUACAAAUAAGAUGAUGGACUCAACAAUUUCGCAAAAUUACUGGAAAUUGUAUCUGAGACUCAUAAACGGUGAAUAUUUUUUGGAAUUUCCGUUGGAGGUAGUUAAAAACAUCCUAUCGUUGGAUUUAUCAAUCGAAACUGAAUUUCAAGUAUUUCAAGCAAUCAUGAAAUGGAUCAAACACGAUCAAUCGCGUGGUGUUCAUCUACAGGAGCUGAUGAAAUGCAUACGAUGGUGUUAUACCUUUAAAGACUGCUAUUUGCAUAUAAAAGAAGAUGAAUUUAUCGUCCAAAAUCUACCACAACUUGAUGAAUUAGCAUGUGAACCCGGUGAAUGUCGUAAUUUAUGUUUGAAUAGCCGAAUCAAAGAGAAACAUUUAAUCUCUCUUUAUUUCUUGGAAGAUAAUAUCAUUGGUAUGAGUUAUUCCACCGGUGAAAAUUAUUGGGAACCUUGUGGUUCAUUCGUAGAAGAUGAUCAAAUUCCUUUUGGAGUCAUCAGCGAAGAACAUGUUGUUGACGUUAUCUUUGAUUCUGGCCGAACUGGGAUAAGAUUUGAUCUUGUUGAAAAAAAAUAUCGUUGGCUAAAGAUGUCUGGGUUAGAUCAUUACAACAGAUGUUACGAUUUUUUCAAGCCAAAUUUUGGUAGAGAAAGUUCCUACGGCGCCUGCAUUCAAGAUGAAGUUGAGGAAAUUGAUGAUUGGGUUGAUAUUGAAAAGAACACAUUGAUUGUGUAUAACGGUGAGAUGAAUAUCAUUGGUUAUACACAAAAGGAUCAAAAAUUAUUCUGUUUCUUGCCUGAUGAAAACAUAGAUUGGUUUAUUAAACCAUUUGCUGAACAUCGAAUCCAUGCAUACAUCUUAAAUGGUGUAUGUUACAUCAUUACUAAAUCAUUGACUUUCCGUAUCUUCGAUAUGGUUAGGAAAACUAUCGAGAAGAGUAAACCUUUUGACGGCAUGAAUUUAACUUUUGAAGAUUUGCAGCUUGAUUCGCAUGAGUCGAAUGUGAUACUCUUGAUAAAAUCUCAAAAGAAAAUAAUGAUGUUCGAUACUCGCAAGAAGGGGUGGACAUUAAUGGGUCAAAUAUAUUCUGGUUGUGAAAUGAUAACUUUGACAACAACUUAUAUUCCAGCUCAGUUUAUUAAAAAGUUGUAUACAAAAAAGAGCGUAAAGUAAGAUUAUUUUUUACAAUUAUGUUAUCACCAUUAAUGAAUGAGAUUUUUGUAUUCAACUCAAUACCAUUUCAACAUGGUAUAUUGAAAUUUUUGAGAUAUUUGUAAUUCAUUAACUUAAUAAAAUUUUUAAAUGGA
Molecule: messenger RNA, 1810 nt
Organism: Tetranychus urticae (two-spotted spider mite)
Lineage: Eukaryota; Metazoa; Arthropoda; Arachnida; Trombidiformes; Tetranychidae
Molecular function (GO): protein binding
Source: RefSeq, a predicted model, not a curated record